GGCAAAAAUUGGAGAUGUAAUAAUCUCUCAGAUAACUUAGGUAUAGCUACUUUAACUGCUGUUCGAGCAAUAGGUGCUGGAAAUGGUGGUAAUCAGAUUGGUGGUUUGAAUACUGCAGAAGAAUUUCAUAACAAAGCUGGAGCAGAAAUUGGUAGAAUUGGAGCAGGUCUUGAACAACUCCUUUAUCUAUUUAGUACUUCUUAUACGACGGUUGAACACUUAAAACAAAUGGCAGUUUUUGGUCAACUCAUGGGUGUUGAAGAGUUCUCCACUCGAAUCAAAAAGUCUCAAACGGCUCAACAAAAUGCUGAUUUGCAGUCUACCAUUAAAUCCUUUCAAGAGACUAUGUCUCGAGCGACUAAAACUCUAGAUAAUAGUAAAAAAUCAUCUAAGAAGAGAGCAGAAGAUACUGCCAUUAAUCGCUUUUUGAGUGACUUACUAAGAAAAAAUCUAGGUAAACACUCUGCCGAUGAAUAUGAUCAUGAUCCUAUAGAAGAUAUUUCAGAUAGUUUAGCAGGAUUAACAUUAAAUAGUGUCAUAAAAACUGCUGAAACUAUUCGUAAAGUCCUCCAAAGUGAACUUAAAUUAAUUUUUUCUGAUCAUUUCUUCCAAGACCCUAUUAAAGCUAAUAUACUGAAUCAAGCACCUCUAAUCCAGGAAAAGAUAGAAUCUCCAAGCAAUACUUCUCUAAUCACCGAGGUAUGA
Molecule: messenger RNA, 705 nt
Organism: Dentiscutata heterogama
Lineage: Eukaryota; Fungi; Glomeromycota; Glomeromycetes; Diversisporales; Gigasporaceae
Source: the annotation of a GenBank genome assembly